This is a messenger RNA of Hydatigera taeniaeformis, 2610 nucleotides long. Lineage: Eukaryota; Metazoa; Platyhelminthes; Cestoda; Cyclophyllidea; Taeniidae. The record is from the annotation of a GenBank genome assembly.
AUGAGUGGAGAAAAUGCAUUGCCGAGUCAUGGGAUCACCGCUGAGGAUAAACUUCUUGCACGGAAGGAAAAGAACGCUGUCGAUUUCGUUCAAAAUUACAGCAAACUUUGGUGCAAAUGUCUAAAGGAUACUAUAAGAAGUUUGGAAAAACGGGCAAUUCUCGAGAACGAUUGCAUGCGAGCUACUGCCAAGGUGUUCCAAGGUCUUAUGACCAGUGUCGGUGCAACGGUUGUCGAACAGGCGAAAGAAACGGAGUUGCACAACACCAAGAGAUAUCGAGAGCUUAUUGAGGUGCUGAAGCGCCAAAGGACGGAGUUCGCAAAAACGAGAGAGGUAUUGAAGGCGAAGUGGAAAGCGGAUUUAAAACGCAUGUUGGACACAGAGAGCGCGUUGUUUAAGGCAAAAUCAGCCUACUUCAAAUGCUGUCAGGCUGGUGUAAAGUUACGCGAGGAUCUGGCCACCGCACAGGCUACACUAGACGACUCUCAGGCCAAUCUCAGAGCUGCUGCCACUGCUGCGCCACUCUCCUCGCCGAUGCCACUGCCCCCUAUUAACGGCGCUGCUUCGGGGUCCCCUGCUGCCGCCUCCGCAGUUAAUACUACUGCCUCCAUGCCCCCUGUUUCAGCAGACAGUGACCUUGACAACCCCUUCCCAGCCAGCUCCAUUUCAGCACCCAUCUCCACUGUCUACGCUCCUCCUCCCCCUCUCGAUCCCGCUCUCAUGAAUGCCGUUGUCAAGCACAAAGCCAAGGUGGAAAGGCUGGAGAGACAACUAGGUGACAAUGACAAGAAGGAGAUGGAAUUGAUGUACGCCUACAGAGAAUCCGUGGAUGCGGCAAACGCUAGACUUGUGGAGCUGGAAAAAAGUCGGUACGAAGAUGUUGCGACCAAGUUUCAGAAUUACAUCCCAUGUCGACCAUAUCAUCGCCUUCUUCAAGAACAUGUUCAAAACGGGACUGAUGUCGUCCUGGAGAAGUACCAAUUUGAGGGCUAUCAUGACAAUCCGGCAAACGCGAAAGACCGAGGCGAUGCUGCGUUUGGAAAAUUCGUAUCUCGAUUCGCUCAGCUCUACUCCAAAGACACGUCUGAUGUGGCUGAUGGUCGUCACUCCGAGUCAGAUUCGGAGGGCGAGGCAGAUGGUGUUCCACAAGGCAGCACCACCGUCCUCUCCUCCCUGGUGCAGUUCGGCUCUACCCUCUUCCGACCCGACCUUAAGAAGACCAAUCUGCGAGGCACCAAGGGCGCCCGGGUCCCUUCUGCCACCGCCGCUGUUGCAUGCACUGACCUCGACCCUGCACAUCUCGCUGCUCUCGAAGUAGCCGCAGAGGUGGAAUAUGACAAUGCCUGCUUUGUCCUCAUUCAGUGCAUAAACGGUAUCGAAGCUCAAAAGGACGGACUGCAAACUCAUGGUAUAUACCGAGUGCCUGCAUCCAAGAUCAAGGUGGCUGGAGUGGUGGAGGCUAUAAGAGCAGCACAGGAGUCGGGCUACAGUUCGGUCGACCUCUCCGGAGAGUACGCCAUCACUUUGGCCAGCACUCUGAAAACUCGACUGAUCCAAUUACCGGAACCCCUGCUAAGCUAUAAUCUCUACGACCAGUUUGUUGAUGUUGGAAAGGCCCUCGAAGCACCUGAUAGUGGAACGGUCGAUGAACAGGCUAAGAAGCUCCACAAUUUGAUUGGUCAACUAUCAUCCGCCAAUCAAAGGGUAGCUGGGCUCUUAUUCCACCAUUUAAAGAGGGUAUCCAACUACCAAUCAGUCAAUCAAAUGGGUGCAGCCAACUUAGCUACAAUGUUCGGCCCUACGGUCCUGCGCCGAAAACCAAGGUUUAAUGUGGCUAACAUGAUGGAGUUUGUGGAUAACGCCUGGCUCAUGAAAGCUGUAGAAUUGUGCAUAAAUCGCGCUGAUGAUGUGUUCGGUCCCCCUUCUGAGUUCACCGCUGCAAUACUGCUAAAGAAGAUCCGAGAACGAGCUGAUGGUACAGUUGUUGAGCUUCUGCCAGCAGGGUCACUGGAGAGGGAUGCGUCCCUAACCCCUGCGAGUUCCUCGAGUGCUCCUACCACCGCUCCUAUCUCUGCCAGCAUCUCUACCGCCGCAGCUCGAGAAGCUUUUUUCGCUGACAUGAGAGGGGAGUCUUUUCCUACCACCCAAAACUUGACAGGGAACGUUCACAAGACUUCACUUCCCAAGUCAGAGCAGUCCUCACCCUUUCCUCAUGACCCAGGCAGGGCAGUCCCACAAAACCAGCCUUUGACCACUUUGCAUCCUCAUAAGGACCCUCCGCCUUCCAACAGGUCGCAAGAAUCUUUGCAGGAGUCUAACAGUGGGAGUGUUAGCGGGAGCGCUGGCUCUGGGUUCAAGCGCCUAAUAAGUGCGAAGGCACAAAACCUACACCAACGUCUGCAGAAUAUCACUUCCGGCUGUGCGGAGAGUUCCACCCGCACCGGCCGCGUCUUUAGUCCACGCAAACUCCUCCACUCCGCAUCACUACGCAACUCGCCUAAAGAAACAGCACGCAAGUAUGCCGAUCCAGCACCGCAGCUCUCAAAAGAGAGUGGGUCAGGAAAGAUACUUGACGUUGAGGACUACAGCUACAUUGAUACAGGUCGUUAG